This is a messenger RNA of Pseudophryne corroboree (corroboree frog), 5359 nucleotides long. It is a transcript of the gene APOA5, whose product is annotated as apolipoprotein A5. The record is from RefSeq and is a predicted model, not a curated record. Gene Ontology annotation, cellular component: blood microparticle; chylomicron; high-density lipoprotein particle. Gene Ontology annotation, molecular function: phosphatidylcholine-sterol O-acyltransferase activator activity; phospholipid binding. NCBI's taxonomy places the organism in Eukaryota, Metazoa, Chordata, Amphibia, Anura, Myobatrachidae. Gene Ontology annotation, biological process: phospholipid efflux; very-low-density lipoprotein particle remodeling; lipoprotein metabolic process. The coding region runs from base 271 to 1302 and encodes 343 amino acids. The transcript has 4 exons.
UGUUCGUGUAUCUUCCUGAAAAUCAGGUGUGCUGACAACAUCUCUGCCAGGUACACUGCAGCCGGAGAGGCGUCACCCAGGUGAGCGCUUUCUCAUGUUCUAUAAAAAGUGAGCAGGAAAGCAUGAGUGCAGCAAGAUGUCUGGCUCUCUCCAAGGUCUAUCCCACAGGUGACAGCACAGGGUGGAAUCAGCAGUUACUAGUGGGAUCAGAAAGAAGAGGAUUGGCUUAAAAACUAUAGAUUUAGACAACGUUAAGUUUCCAGCAUCCAGAUGGAAAGUGGAGGGAUCUUAUGUAUCAUGCUAAUCUUAACUCUAACAGGAUGCCAAGCGGCUGAUUUUCGUAGUGGAUUCUGGGAGUAUUUUAGUCAACUGACCAAUGAGAAAAAUGGAUGGAAUCUGCAAGAAAAUGCUGUCAGAGAAGUCACUGGCCUUAAAAACAGCCUCAACAGUGGGGCGAGUUAUGUGGGUAAUAUCUUUGGACCCUUGAAGAGUGGUUUCCAGAAGCGCCUGUAUGAGGAUUCAGAUGGGCUUCGCAGGCUGAUACAAAGGGAGGUGCACGAUCUCCAAAGGAAGAUCUACCCUUAUAUGGAAGAAGCGCACCAGAAGAUAAGCACGAAUCUUGAACUACUACGAAACCGUUUGCUGCCUUAUACGGAGGAGCUGAAAUAUCGUGUGGGAUGGGGAACACAGGAGCUCAGUAUGCAGUUUCAUCUCUUUAAGAAUGAUGCAACAAAUGGGGUAGCAGACAAGGCAACCCAAAACAUCCAGGACCAAAUCAGUUUGCACACAGGGAAAAUGAGACAACUGCUCUAUCCUCUGGCUGAGAGAUUGUUGGCAGAGAUCCGUCACGCCUCUGAAGAACUCCAUGGAAAUCUAGCUCCCCAUGCUUUCAUCUCCCAGGAGAAAUUGACCUUACAGGUACAAGAACUAUCUCAGAAACUGACUCAGAAUGCAAAGGAGCUGAAUGCGAAGAUCCACAAAAACUUGGAUGAUUUGAAGGAACAGCUUGUCUCCUAUCCCUGGGAGGUUAGAGAAGGGUCUCCAGAUAGCCAGGUGGCAGAACCUGUAGCCCCCUAUGUGGAAGAGAUGGCAGCACAGGUGCAGAGAGAAGUAGAGGAAUUCCACAGGAACACUCAGAUGCAAAUUGAAGAGUUUACACGGACCAUUAAUACUGAAAUGGAAGAGAUGAAGUACAAACUAUCCCCUGCUUCUCCGGACUUACAGCACACCGUCACUUCAAUAGAGGAGGUGCAAGAUAAAUUGGAGUCACUGUGGAAGGAUAUAUCCAAGCACUUAAAAUAGACAGGCCUGUGUAAAGUUUGGAGCCCUGCUGAUAACCAUACAGUCCUGCUUGCCUUAGGAGGAACUAAACGCUAAAAGUGAAAGCACUUAUUUUAAAAUUCCAUGACCAUGGCAUCUCUACUUACAUGUGAAACUGAUUGAUCUGUGUAUUAUAUUGACUGAAGUUAUUUUUACAAAUAAGGGAAGCUAUAAUUAUGAGCGUCAGUAAUGAUCUUCCUUAGAAUCGUAAAGCAAAUUAUAUGAUAAUGUAAAUCCCUUAUACCAGUGACGUGUUGUAUGGUGAAUGGCUGGGGAGGCAAACCUGGGGAUGGGUCUGAAUGCUGGGAGUCUGUCUCGCCCCCUACUCACUGUAACUCUCCCCUUACUACAUUAAGCUACAGUGUCCAUUUAGUCUCCUAUCUGCAUCCCUGUGUCUUCUCUUGCUGCUGCUGACUGAGCUCCGAAUACAGUGCACUUCCUGAUCACAUGACGCAUCCAAGUGUCCAUCAGUGAACAAGGCCACCCCCACCCCCAGAGUCAUGCCUCUAUUAUCUCGCUUUCUGUGUAACGUUACUGUCCGUGGUGUGGCCCCACCCACAGCUCUGCAAAGCAGUGUGACUGUAGAACUGUGGCAGAGCUGUUGCUGCCUCACCUCUCGUCUCCCCGCAGCUCCAGGGAUCUCCACAAAGCUGCCGAGUGUUAGCUAUAAAAAGAAUUACAAUAGACAAAGCAGAUGUUUGUUAUAAAUAUCUUCUCUGUAUUAUUCUAAUCAUUUUUAUAUAAACUCGAAGGAGUUUGACAGGGAGUCCAAAAAGACCACCAGUGGAUGUGGUCUUUUUGGACUUUGCUAAGGCCUUUGACAAAGUCCCACAUAAGAGACUAAUUUUCAACUUAAGAGAGCUUGGGGUAGGAAACACUAUUUGUACUUGGGUGAGUAAUUGGCUGUACAACAGGGAACAGCGAGUGGUAAUUAAUAGGAUGUUCUCUGAAUAGGCCUUAGUGCUCAGUGGAAUACCGCAGGGUUCAGUAAUCGGGCCACUGCUGUUUAACAUAUUUAUUAAUGACCUAGGAGUGGGCCUAGAAAGCACAGUGUCAAUUUUCGCAGACGAUACUAUACUGUGUAGACUAAUUAUAGGCCCUACACACUGGACGAUAUUCCUCAAAGAUAUGAACGAUCUCGUUCAUUAUUGAACGAGAUAACGCUCAUAUCUUUCAGUGUGGAGCCACCAGCGAUGAAUGAUGCGCGGCCCUGCACUCGUUCAUCGCUGGUUCCCCGUCGGCUGUACAUGCAGGCCAAUAUAGACGAUCUCGUCCAUAUUUGCCUGCACUUCAAUGGAGCCGAGUGACGGGGGGAGUGAAGAAACUUCACUCCCCCGUCACUGCCCCCCCCCCCCCUCCCGCCACCUAGUCGGCCGUAUCCGCCGUCGGGCAGCUCGGCGGUGGAUCUUUAUAUGUGUAGGGACCAUUAGUUCAGAUAAGGAUGUUGAGUCUCUACGGAAUAAUUUAUCUUGACUGGAGCUCUGGGCAGACAAAUGGAGAGUGAGGUUCAAUAUAGAAAAAUGUAAAGUUAUACACUUUGGGAGUAAAAACAAUCGGGCAGCCUAUAAACUAAAUGCAGAAAUUGUAGGGAUAACGGUGGUUGAAAAGGAUUUGGGAGUGCUUAUCGAUAAUAGACUUAGUAGCAGUACGCAAUGUCAAAAUGCAGCAACAAAAGCAAAUAAGGUGCUAGCAUGCAUAAAACGGGGAAUGGAGACAAGGGAUGAGAGUGUAAACCUGCCACUGUAUAAAUCAUUGGUACGGCCACACUUGGAAUAUUGUGUACAGCAGUUCUGGGCACCUCACUAUAAAAAAUAUAUCUUGGAACUUGAAAUGGUUCAGAGGCGAGCCACCAAACUGGUUAAGGGGUGAGAGGCAUUGAAUUAUGAAGAAAGACUUACAAGGUUAGAUAUGUUUACACUGGAAAAGAGGCGGCUGAGAGGAGACAUUAUUACUAUUUAUAAAUACAUAAAAAGACAAUACAAGGAUUUAUCAGACGAUUCGUUUAUCAAUAAAAGUUACACAGGACACAAGGACAUCCCCUGAGGUUAGAAGAGAAAAAAUUUCAUACACAACGGAGGAAAGGGUUCUUCACAGUAAGAGCAGUAAGGAUUUGGAAUUCUCUGUCAGAGGAGGUAGUAAUGGUGGACUAGUCAAUAAGUUUAAAAAUGAAUUAGAUAAAUUCCUAACUGAAAGAAAUAUCCAAGGAUACAGCAUUUAAAUGAUAUCAAAUUUUAUAAUACAGGUUGAACUCGAUGGACAUUUUGUCUUUUUUCAACUAUGUAAUUAUAUGAGUAUGACAGGGGAGCCUACCCUGACUGCACACCCCUGCCUUACACAUAUGAUCUAUUUUUGUAAAACAUGUAAUAUACUAACAGGGGAAAGAUAAAAACAAGUCUCCUACAUCACCUUUUGUCGCUAACAAAUGUAUUUAUUCAUAAAAAAGACCAGUGACUACAAACGUAGAGGUAAAUUUACUAAAACUUUGAAAAAUAAAGUGAUGUUGCCCAUAGCAACCAAUCAGAGUCUGUACAUCAUUUCUCUAUUGCACCCUAAAAAAUGAUAGACAGGAUUUUGGUUGCUAUCAUUUUUUAGGAUGCAAUAGAGAAAUGAUGGACAGACUGGUUGCCAUAGGCAACGUCACUUUUCAUUUUUAGGAGCUUUAGUAAAUUUACGCCAUAGGAUGAUUGGAGGAAUAUUUAGGGAUCUCUUUACUAAGCUUUGAAGAGAAAAAAAAGUGGACAGAGAUAAAUUACCAGCCAGCCAGCUACUAACUGCCAUGUUACAGGCUGUAUUAGAAAAAUGACAGUUAGGUGCUGAUUGGUUGAUACUUUAUCUCCGUCCACCAUGGCUUAGUAAAUAGACCCCUAUAGAUGCUAGUAAAACGACCUAGCAUAUACCAGGAUACCUCAGUCAGCCCCUGCUCUGACUGAUCCCACCCCCUACCUAUACGCAGCUCCAUUACCCUGGUGCUCUGUCUCAUCCUGUCCCUUCCCCCGCUUGGUCCUGCUUUCAUACUUGCCUUAUUCCCAGUGGUGGGCCAGGUCCUCCUCCUAGGCUAGGUCUAGCAGUGGGAGCAGGGCUGUUUCUAGCCAAUUUGGCUCCCAGUGCGAGAUUUAAAAAUGCGCCCCCCAUGACAUAAAAAAUGUGCCCCCCCCCCCACGCACCUAGAUAAAAAAAAAAAGACUUGUGCAUGCACCCGGCAAGGGAGCGUGGCCUCAUCUAAAUGGGUGUGGCCUCGUCUGAAAAGACUACCUCACAAUCCAGUUUUUGACCCUGCUCCAACAGAUCACGACCACCACAGGGAAAAAAAAUUCUACCAUAUUAAGCCCCACACAGUAAUGCCCCCUGCACCAUAUUAUGCCACACACCGCAAUGCCCUUGAUACAUUAAAUCCCCACACUAUGGCAGGCAAGAGUCCCCAUUUCACACAUUACGGCAGGUGUCCCCAUUUUACACAUUGAGAGAGAGAGAGAGAAUACUUGCAGAGGCGAUUACCGCUCUUCGGCCCGCCUCACCAGUCGCUCCUCGCGCCGGCCUUUCCCUCUUCCUAACUUGAAUCCCCCUCUGUACACGCUCGGGGGGGGGGGAGUUUCACGGAGUGACGGGGUUGCGUCGUGACGUAACGACGCAACCGCGUCAUUCCGUGAAACUCCACCCCCCGAGCGGGUUACUAGGGGAGAAAUAGGAGGGGGAAGCAGGGAGCCACAGUUAGUGCCGCGGCGGGCGCCCAGUGCGGUUGCACUGCUCGCCUGCCCCAAGAAACGUCCCUGAGUGGGAGCUGUUGGAGUGCACGCCCCAGCUUCUACUGUGUAUGCAUGUUGGAGCCAGGACAGACUAUAGAUCAUUAUUAUAUAGAUUACAUGUUAUGCACUUAUUAAUCUUGUUAUGUUUCUGCUCUGACAGUUCAUGGUUAUAAUACCCAGUGGUACAAAUCAAAUGCUAUGUCUACACACUAUAUAUGACUAAACAAAAUGUACAAAUAGUUACAUUUCUUCUCUCUUCCUAAAGAAAGCUUAAUAAAGUAGCAUUUCCCCUUCAA